Messenger RNA from Engraulis encrasicolus (European anchovy), 4213 nucleotides. It is a transcript of the gene p4htmb, whose product is annotated as prolyl 4-hydroxylase, transmembrane b. The record is from RefSeq and is a predicted model, not a curated record. Gene Ontology annotation, biological process: peptidyl-proline hydroxylation to 4-hydroxy-L-proline. The transcript is spliced from 9 exons. Bases 629 to 2092 code for a protein of 487 amino acids. Lineage: Eukaryota; Metazoa; Chordata; Actinopteri; Clupeiformes; Engraulidae. Gene Ontology annotation, molecular function: procollagen-proline 4-dioxygenase activity; L-ascorbic acid binding; iron ion binding. Gene Ontology annotation, cellular component: endoplasmic reticulum.
UGUGGUCUUUGGCGUGAGAUACCGCAGUUGUCAGGGCAAUGACGUGUUAUCAACUUACAGAUAGGGGACUGGCAAAUGGAUUUACAAUUACUUCCUUGUUUUAAAUGAAAAUGUUCGUGCCUUUGGAAGAAUUACGCUAUAAAGUCAACGUUGAAGAGGUCGUUGGACAGAGGAAUAACACUGGGUGACGAUAGACUACCGAAUCGCCUCUCAACUCCAACGUAAACAAUGAUCUGUCAUCUGCAUCACUUGAGUGAAGUGCUGGACAUACCAAACUACCGCAUCCAUGGGGUUUGGGACAUUAACCGUUUAUCUCACUCUGCUGUGAAAUCCUGAAUUUUCUUACAAUCCGAACUACGUGAAUGAGGUCAUCUGCCUUGGACAACAGCAAUAUGGUAAUCGUGUGUUGUCAUGCGUAAAGUUUUCCCUCGCAGCCUAAUAAUAGAACCGCAUUGACUGACAGCAGCUUGCUUUGUCGUCUUAAUGCGUCUGUCAUUUUAAUCACGCGAUAUUUCAUUUGGACUGUAAGUUGAAGGCUAAUUGAACCAACACAGCCCUAAUGUCCUGUUGCAACGGUUAAGUUGUUAUAUUGACUGUGCACAGUACCUUAUUGACAAGAAGCCAGAAGAUGGAAGUUGGCGAAAGUGUUGAGGAAGAGGCAGUGCCAUCACCCGUAAAGCCUCCCCCGAUGUCCCGUGAACGUGUCCAGCUGCAGAAGAGCAGUGUGUGUUCGCGGUCCUACUUUAUGGUCGUCAUGGUCUUUUUUCACGUUUACAUUAUUAAUGUCAUAGCACUGCUUUUCUACGUACACUAUAGUAAUGGGUCGUCUAGGAAGGAGUUCACCAGCACCGCACAGCAUCAACAUCACAGUUUUGACCGACCACCAGUGUCCCACGAGAGAUUCACGCGUUCUAUGCACCUUCCUCGAAUUGAAGGAAUUCGGGUGGGACACGUGCAGAAGGUGUCUCUUGUGCCCAAUAAAGUGCACGAGAUGAGGACGCUCAGCUUGAAGCCUCUGUUGUUUGAGAUCCCUGGUUUCCUGAGUGACGAGGAGUGUCGCGCGGUGAUCCAGCUGGCGCGGCUGAAGGGCCUGAUGGAGAGCCAGGUGAUGGUGCCAGAGGGCCAGGAGGAGCUGACCGAGCAGCUCAACCUCAGCCCAGAGGAGAUCUUCAACCUCCUCGACCUCAACCAGGACCACCAGCUACAGCCACAGGAGAUCCUGACACACUCGCGUGUUCGUGAUGGGAUCUGGCUGACUCCAGAGAACCUGAGGGAGAUAUAUGCCGGCCUGCACGCAGACGCAGAUGGAAACGGCCUGCUCAGCCUGGAUGAGUUCCGCGUGCUGAGUGGCGACGCCUUCCAGAACUUCCUGAAGAGGCGUGGCCUGAAGCGCAGUCAGAUGGUGAGGAACAGCCGACACACCUGGCUCUACCAGGGAGCAGGCGCCCACCAAGUGCUGCAGGAACUCAGGAAGAGGGUGACACUUCUGACACGUCUGCCAUCGGAGCUGGUGGAUCUGAGUGAGCCGCUGCAGGUAGUUCGCUACGAGCAGGGCGGCCAUUACCACGGUCACCAUGACAGCGGACCUGUUUACCCAGAGACCACCUGCACGCACACACGUCUCGCCGCCAACACCACAUCACCCUUCGAGACCUCCUGCAGGUACAUCACAGUCCUCUUCUAUCUGAACUCAGUGGAGGGUGGUGGGGAAACCACAUUUCCUGUAGCUGACAACAGGACUUAUGAAGAACUGUCUUUGAUUCAAAAUGAUGUGGAUCUUUUGGACACAAGGAAGAACUGUGACAAAGGAAACCUGAGAGUGAAACCUACCAAAGGCACAGCAGUCUUCUGGUAUAACUACCUGUCUGAUGGACAAGGCUGGGUUGGCGAGCAGGAUGAGUACUCUCUACAUGGCGGCUGUGUGGUGACGAGUGGCACCAAGUGGGUGGCCAACAACUGGAUCAACGUGGAUCCAGACUACCAGAGACAGGCCCACUAUCAGGAGCUGGUGUCCCAGCAGCAGCAGGAGGCGCCUGGGGAGACCUCGGAGCACGGCUCCUCACAGCACAUAGAUACCCACGUGGAACUAUAGCAAAAUACUGUAUGUAGGGGAAAACAUGCAUAUACACACACACACACACACACACACGCACACAUACACUCACAGUGCACCGUAUACACAGGACUAUAGAAUAUACCUACACACACACAUACACACACGGUACAUGGAGUACUAAAGCAAAAAAAAAAACCACACACAUUAUAUAGAGUAUACACAGUAUUAAAGCAACACACACACACACAAAGACAUUUCAUAGACCGCCAUAUGACGGUGGGUGAGGGUGGCACUUUAUCCAGCCAACCCUGUCAUAUCUGGACGAGAUAUGCAAUGGCCUUUUUUGUAGCUAAUUUAAUUAAUGAACUUCGAAAAAGAGGUUGUUAUGCAGCACAUAAAGAAAGCAAUUUAAAACAGGGUAAACCGAUGCAAACUAUAUUGAACACAUUGAAUCCAGAUGACUAUGAAAUACACUUUGGACAUUAUGGCACCCCGGAUGCUGGCAUCAAUCUGGUGCGAUACAUACUUCAGUAAAUUAACAGUAAUUAACACCUGGUGAAACAUACGUUACCCUGCUUAUUACUAUGCAUCUACCUGGCGACAAUUAAAGGAGAGAUUUCACGAUGGCUGAUUAUAAACAACUUUCAUCUUACAAGCUGAUUUUACCCACUGCAGUAGUCAGUGAAAACUAGACAUGUCAGUCAGCAGAAGUGGUGACAGCACUCCAAAAUGCUCAUUGGACCAAUGACUAUAGUGGGGAAAUAGGCCUCUGCUCUAAAUGCCUUGUUCUGAUGUUUAGAAAUGAGCAUAUUACAGACUUAUGUACAUGUAGCUACAGUACACUACACAAUGCCAGUUCACAACUUCCCUCUCCGCACCCUCUCUCUCUCUCUCUCGCAAUCUGUAGCCAAAGCAUGACAUUGAUGUGGUGUCCAUCACAGACCUAACUUGUUGCCGGUAUUUUCGUGUUUUCUGCCUAGCAAAAGUCGAUCCUGCUGUAUUUGCAGUAUUUGAGGCCAGUCAGAGGAUUUGUCCCUAACAUUUGAAUGUAGACAACAAAUGAGCUGUAUAUCUACGAGGGACAUUUGAGACAUUUGUUUCCAACUAAAGCACUUUAAACGCUUUAAAAAGCUUUUGUUGUGAACUACUCAGUUUGUUAAGGCAUUGUCCUUCCUUUGGGCAGCCAUCUAUUUCACUGGUACUCAACAAAUGAGGAGAAUUCAGGGACCGUUUUUGGUUGAGAGUUUACUGAUGUCAAGGAAUGAUCCAAUGGGAUUGUUGAAUUUUGUCAUUGAAUUUCAUUGUUGUUGUUUCAUUGUCAUGCAUGUUUGGUAGGUUGAUUUUGAUCCUCAAUAUUUUUAUACACUGGGAAGAUGUUUAUGCACAUUUUGCACCUGGCCUACAGUAGGGUCUGUUCUAGAGCUUUGUGUAACUCACUUUGGGUUGAAGGUUUUGAGCAUAAAUGCUUUGACCAUGUUAUGUGAUGUAUGUUUGCUUUCUGAAGGCAGACCUUUACCAAAAUGUGCAGUUUUCUUGAACCAGUGGUUCUUAGAUAUUUUUUUAUUUUAUUUCAUUUGGCACACCCAUGCAACACUGGGUAUCAAACUGUAAGUUUGGAAUGAAUUGCUUAAAAAUAUUUUACUUUAAUUGGACAUGUAAAAUGAUGAUGGUUGAUGCAUGACAUCCCCAUUGUUCGAUUUGAUUAGUUGUAUUGAUAUGAAACGCCCAUUCCGCAUACAUUCCUGUAAUAAGUUUAGUUUACCAGAAAGUUCCACAAGAGAGAAUACAAGAAGAGAAUCUUACUUUCCCUGGUUCCACUGUUUUAUCUCUAUAGUUCUUUCUUCCAGUAGGCACAAGUGUGUACCAUGGCCUUAGACGCAAACAAAGCAUGUUUGAAAUGUUACUUGCACUUCUGAUGUGUUUUAUGCUUAGUUUUAGUUUACAUGAUUCUUCUUUUUUAUUCAGUGUUAUUCAAUGUUGUGUAUGUUAUGAGUCACUGUGUCUUUAUUGCACUGAAAACUCUUUCCGUCCAAUAAGACCACAGAAGAGUGAAGAAGAGUGUUUAUUUUUGUCUCUGCAUCUCGUACCUCUCAGGUGUCUCCUUAUGCCAUUGGAAGCCAUUUUAAAAUAAACUCAUGGACUCUAAUGAAAACACUA